UGGGAGUUUAAAGCGAGUCUGGGAAGGUGGGGACUUUGGGAUAACUUCCAUCGUAAUUUGCAGCACGCCCAAGAGCGACCGAGUAAAGGAAGGAAAAAGCAGCGCUCUGCUGGUGCGUACUUGGAUAUACUUCGGAGGCGGGCGAAUGGCUUUAGUUUGCGAUUAGCACGACAGUCGGGAGCGGUUAAUGAACAAAAAUCAGCCAGUCAGAAAUCACACGCCGACUGAGUAGCUGGCUAGCUGGCUGCCAGGCGAUAGCAGCUUCCAGGCACGAGAAACAGGGGAUCCCGCCUUUGAGUACAGUAUGGCUCCCCGGGCACCUGUACCAGGCAUUCGGCGUUCCUGAUUGGCUGGGAGCUGGGAGGGAGCAAAAACGUGGACUGUCUGGGGUUCCCAGAGGACUGGGUUGGGAAACACUAGGUGGACGUUGUGGUGGAGUACGAUUACUGUGCCCUCCAUGACGAUGAGCUGACUCUCCACCCAGGAGAUGUCAUCAGGAAUGUCCGGAAGGUGGAGGAGGAGGGAUGGAUGGAGGGGACCCUCAAUGGGAAGACAGGCCUCUUCCCGGACAACUUUGUGAAGAUUAAGAAAGAGACCACGGAAGAAGGCAAGGAGGAACCUGUCCUGCGGAGGGACCGCGCCUCAGGCAACGUAGCCAGUCUGGUCCAACGCAUGAGCACCUAUGGCUUCCCUGCUGGCGGAUUCCAGCCACACUCGCUUCCCAGGACCUUUGUGAAGAAACGUAAGAAGAGGCAGUGCAAGGUUUUGUUUGAGUACAUUCCACAAAAUGAAGAUGAACUGGAGCUUAAGGUUGGAGACAUUAUCGACAUCAUUGAAGAGGUCGAGGAGGGCUGGUGGAGUGGAACGAUGAAUGGAAAAUCUGGCCUCUUCCCAUCAAACUUUGUGAAAGAAGUUGAAGUGACCGAAGACUCGGAGGCAAACCACUCAACAGAUGAAUCAGACGGCGCGGCGAAGGACAGCACGGCUGCCCCCUCCACCACGCCAACCUCCCAGGGCACCGGCAACGGCGUCUCCGCGCAGCCGAAGAAGGUCCGGGGCGUCGGCUUCGGGGAUAUAUUUCGUGAAGGUUCCGUGAAGCUGAAAGUUCGUCUGUCCAACUCGGACGCGGAAGAGAAGAAAGCAGAGAAACCACUGCCAUCACUGCCAUCUGCUGCAAAGCCUACACAUUUGAACAUGACAGACUCCGUUAAAGCAGAUGGAGACAGCAAAAUCAAAGUGAAAGAGUACUGCAAGGUCACAUUCCCCUUCGGUGCCACCAACGAGGAUGAGCUGAAUCUGAAGGAAGGCGACAUCAUCUGCAUCCUCAGUAAGGACACUGGAGAACCUGGCUGGUGGAAAGGCGAGAUAAAUGGCAAAGAGGGGGUCUUUCCUGACAACUUCGUGACUGUGAUUUCGGACUCUGACAAAGAGGGAGUGGUUUCCAAGGGGUCAUUUAAAUUGUCUUCUAAACAAGAUUCUGAAGAGAAACCCAAAAAGCCGCCACCACCAUCAAAAACCUUGGGCCUGAAGCCGGAGGUCCCCAGUGCUGACAAGAAGCCACUUCAACCUAAGCUGGAAGACAAAGAGAAGCCAGUGCUGGAUCUCCGACUAUCCCUCAAACCCACAGCCCCAGUGGUCCCCCCGAAGAAGCCCGCUCCUCCACCAAACAAAGCAGCAGCGGCAGCAGCGCUGCUCAAGCCCGGAUCCAUCCCCCCGAAGCGGCCCGAGAAGCCACAGCCCAGCCCUCUGGGUGCCAAGCCCAAUGGAGAGAUGCCUUCCACUCGGCCAAGGUCCGAAAUUGAAACAGUGCUACCCAGCAAGCUGAGAACUCUGUCCGGCGACUGGGGAGAAAAAGCAGUUGAUAUGGACCUUAUGAGCUUUGAUGAGCUCCCUUCUACCUCUGAAAAGCUGACCCAUCCCACCACCAGCCGACCCAAGAUGCCUGGAAGGAGGCUUCCAGCACAUUUUGGAGGAAGCUCUUCUCCAAAUAAAGAGGCAAGUGCCGAAAAACCUGCAAAGCAGGAGGAUGAAGAUUUUAAGCCAAAGGUAACAGACACAACAAAGCCAUCUCCGCUGAUUGCCUCGUCAUCUCCUGCCCAAAAACCGAGUCCGAGCAGCAGCCUCACGUCUGACCCAAAGCCCAAAGGGGACGCUGAGGACUGGGCCUCUGAGAUGGAGGAUCUCCGUGCACAGAUGAAAGAGCUCCAGCACACCGUAGAGUUUCUGAAGAACCAGCAAAAGCGUGAGCUUGACGACUUGAAAAAUGACCUUGAUGAAGAGAGGCAGAAACGACUCACCUUGCAGAUGGAGAUAGAGAAACUAAAGAAGACCGUCCAGUCUGUGUGAGACGCUUCAGACCUCUCCACACCAAUCAGCUCAUUACCUUAACAGACAGAUGAAAAUACUGUUGGCGGUUCAUUUAGUACUUUUCAAUUUAUCUGACAUUUGUAAAAAAAGAAGAAAAAAAUACGAUUACAUUUUUUGCACAUAAAGUUUUCUAGUUAAAGGUGUAAUUAAAUACAGAUGUAUAUUGUUUUUUUGUUUUGUUUUUUUUAUUUUGUUUUUGCCAACAAAUAAUCGGGGCCUUAUUUACUACUGUGCUGAAUUUGCAGUCUGCAUUCAUAAUUGAAUGUCUAAUGAUUGCUUCCAAUACUACUGAAUCUAUAUAAAGGGAUGGGGGAUUCUUAUUCUUUUUAUGGAAUACAGAUAGUUGAUUUAAAAAUUCAUUUUAUUGCUGCAAUUACUAUAUAUAAUAUAUAAGCCUCUUUAAAAGAAUAUUUAAUAAGACCUUAUUGCUUUAACAGUGACAUAUUUAGUUGCUAUGUCAAAAGGGAGAUAUUUCUCUUUUCCUAAUAUUCCUGUCCAGGUUAACAUUUUUGUGCCGGUUGAAAUUCAAGUGUUACUCUUGAGAGCUCGAUAUAUCAAAGUUUUGAGUUAUACUAUAUAUUUUUACAGUCCGGUGAUUUUCCACCUUGUUUCUUUGGAAUAUCAUGUGAAAUUCUUUCAGGAAGAGAGUGAAGUUGUAGUAUGUUCUCUAAAUCAUGUAGUCAUCAUAGCGCAGUGUUCCCCAACCCGGUCCUCGGGGUGCUCAGACAGUCCUCGUUUUCACUCCCUCCUGGACAGACCACAUUGGACUGUCUGGGAGACUCCAAGGACCGGAAUGGGAAACACUGGUAUAGCCAACAGUCAUUUGAAGAGACCUUUUCUAAAUGCAGACUUCCUUCAUAUGGGUUCCUCACUUUCUCGGAAGUGUAGGAGAACCUAGUUACCUUUUGAAAUGUUGCAUAAUUCCUGAUUGUGUUCAAAUGGCAGCAACCCAAAAUAUACCAAGUCAACAUUCCUUGGCCUUUUUUUAAUAUAUAAUUCCGACAUCCCAAUCAUAGUAUUUCAUAUUUAGUUGGUCAGAAUAGUAAGAGACGGAGGUGGCCAAUAGUGGUUUAAAUUGGCUAGGUUAGGUACUGUAUUAUUGCACAUUUGAGUGUGCAGAAACUGAAAUGGUGGAGCAUGUGGGAUGGUGUCAAUGAAACCUCAGCUCAGGCCAUAACCCUGAGAAUUCACCUCCAAAAACCAAAGAAUUGGGAGCAAGAACAAAAGAUUCCUACUUGAAGCUGGUGACUGUUCAUUGCAGUCAAUUGCAGUUUGAAAGCAUUCGGAUGCUCCUUGGUGGUCAGACAAACUAAAGUACAGAUAAAAUACAGCAUUUCCUUUCAUCCUUUCAAAGGCCAAAUGCCCGACGCACCAACCUAUGCAAGUUACUCCUAAAACUAUAUAGCACUCCAUGAUUUUAAAUGAUUUUCUCUCUGCUGUUAAAACUCAACACACCUUGUAUGUAUUUUUUUUUGUGUGUUACUGUUCUUUAAGUUUCCGGUUGUCCUGUGUUAAUUGUCAUUUUAAUUUGUAUAUUUAAUUUUCUCUCUUUUUUUUUUUCCCUUUGUUUUAGAAUACAGAAUGUUUUGUCACACAGGUACUUUAAUUGGGACCAGAAUUAUUAUUAAGAUAACUGUGCGAAUCUUUGCUCUGGGACUGUGUCUGUGAGAGAGUGUAUAUUGCGUUACAAUUAGGGCAAGUGGAUCUUCACAGCUCUGACUUUAAAAGGGCUAUAAAACAUAUUGAUCCCUGAAAGCAAUAAAGUCAUCCAGAUGUUUCGAUGUGCCCUUAGCUUCCCCCAUCGAAUGGAUUUGCUGCUAUACGCUUUGAAAAAGAAAUUCCAUUAUAAUUCCUGGGGGGUUAGAUUGCAAUUUUUAAAUUGGUGGCUCAUCUGAAAACAUUCCUUUUUAAAUUGUGAAAUUUGUUUCAUAUUUUAAGUCUUCACAAUGUUUACAUAUGCUGUAAAAUUGCAUGACUUGAGAUCGAGAUGAAUAAAUAUCAGCUUUAUUUACUUACCUUUUAA
Paramormyrops kingsleyae is the source of this 4390-nucleotide messenger RNA. RefSeq names its product CD2-associated protein (gene cd2ap). Lineage: Eukaryota; Metazoa; Chordata; Actinopteri; Osteoglossiformes; Mormyridae. Gene Ontology annotation, cellular component: cytoplasm; vesicle; cell leading edge. The record is from RefSeq and is a predicted model, not a curated record. Gene Ontology annotation, biological process: cell migration; actin filament organization. Gene Ontology annotation, molecular function: protein binding.